Messenger RNA from Pleurotus ostreatus (oyster mushroom), 513 nucleotides. RefSeq lists its product as uncharacterized. Gene Ontology annotation, cellular component: small ribosomal subunit; mitochondrion; ribosome. Gene Ontology annotation, molecular function: RNA binding; structural constituent of ribosome. The transcript has 2 exons. NCBI's taxonomy places the organism in Eukaryota, Fungi, Basidiomycota, Agaricomycetes, Agaricales, Pleurotaceae. The record is from RefSeq and is a predicted model, not a curated record. Bases 1 to 513 code for a protein of 170 amino acids. Gene Ontology annotation, biological process: translation.
AUGGUCCACAUUUUGGGCGUAAAUCUGCCUGACAGUCAACUGACGAGGUUCGCCUUGACCAAUUUCUAUGGGAUAGGGCAUAAAACCGCACAUCGUCUUUGUGCACGCCUCCAGAUUCACGACCGGUGCAAAGUUAGAGAGCUCACACCAUUCCAAGUGACGAGUCUGGCUUCCUUCCUCUCCUCGCCCGGCACUUCUCCACCGAUUCCGCGGUACCCCGUCGCGCCUCCGAACUUCGUACCUCCUUCACCCCGAACGUCUCUCCAACCUCUGCAAGCCAAGCUAGAGGCUAAACUAGCGGACAAAAAGGGAAAGGGAAAAGGAAGCGAUCCUUUGGCGAACUUGAAGAUAGAGUCGGAACUGCGCAGAGAGAUCAGGGAGAACAUUGCUCAUCAGCGGAUGAUUGGGAGUUAUGUCGGGAAGCGUCACGCGAUGCAUCUGCCAGUCAGAGGGCAAAACACCCAAAAUAACGCAAAGACGGCCAAGAAGCUCAACCGGUUGGAGAGGUAUUAG